AUGGAAGAGGAGAUGUUUUGUUACAUUCAUGAAGGUGGUGAGCUUGUUAAGACUGCUGUUGGGUCCGUCGAAUAUAAAGGAGGUCGGACCAAUUGCAGUGUUGUUAGCAAGAAUAUCUCACAAUCUGAAUUCUUUUCAAAAGUAUGUGGUGUACUGAACUUGGAUUCCAAUUCCAUUAAAUUGGAAUUCACAGUCAAGUUUGACCCAUCAUGUCUAUUGCCACUGCAUAAUGAUGGCGACAUAGUCAAUAUGUUCAAAUUCAACGACAUGUUUUGUCAUGUCUACAUCUCCCAGUGUUCCGAAUGUGGUGAUGACCUCAUUUGCCCUACUAGUGGCCCAACCCCCAUUGUUGCUUCAAACUCAGCUCAUGUUUCCUCUAUUGGCGAGCCCCCAUUACACAUCUCUAAUGAGUCGCCCACAAUUCAGUCAGUUGGGUUUUCCCAAAGAUGUGCUAUGACAAAUACCGUUCAACUUCAACCAAGCCGGUUCGAACAUUCAAUUGUAGGUAGUGGACAUACCUUCCCAAAUGCGUCGGAGUUUCGAGAUGCAAUCUAUUUGAUGUCUUUGGCUGGAAAAUUUCGAUAUUCUUACAAAAGGAAUAGUCCAAAACACAUGACCGUAGUAUGCAAAAUUGAAGAUUGUCCUUGGAAAAUCACUGCGCGUGCAAUAGGGGAUUCAAACAUUGUUCAAGUACACACAUUCCGAAAUGUGCAUAACCAUUGCUUGGAAGAUGUUGUCUUGUCUCAGCCUUUAGUGAGAUCCACUCGUGCAUCGUUGGUCAUUGAUGAUGUCAUUCGAUCUACUCCUGAAUACCAACCACGCCAAAUUUGUAAGGACUUUGUAAGGCAACAUGGCAUCCAAUUAACUUACCUACAAGCAUGGAAAAUGAAGGAGAAGGCUAAGGAGCGCAUUUAUGGACAACCCAAGAAUUAUUACAAAUUGUUGCCAUGGAUGUGUGAAAGAAUGCUUGCAACAAAUCCGGGAUCGAGUGUUGAGCUGAGUUAUUCCAAUGAUGACCAUUUUGAGAAGCUUUUUGUUGCUCAUUCAAUAUCUAUCGAAGGGUUUGUAAGGGGGUGUCGACCAAUCAUUGCAAUUGAUUCGGCCCAUAUGAGUGGGCCUUAUGGCGGUGCUCUAUUUUCAGCCACCUCUUACGAUGCUAAUGACUCCAUGUUCCCCUUAGCCUUUGGAGUGAUGAGCUUGGAAAAUUAUAAAGAUUGGUUAUGGUUCUUGGAAAAACUGAAGAUAGUUGUGGGAAACAAGGAAGUUAUUAUUAUCUCAGAUAGACAUCAUGCUUUGCUUCGUAGUGUCCCUGAGGUGUUUGGCAUUGAAAACCAUGCUUAUUGCUACCGUCACCUAAAGGAGAAUUUUAGUAGUUUCUUGUCCAAGCAUAACACACGAGGGAACAAGGGUAAAGAAAAUGCAUUGCAAUUCCUAGAUAGCAUUGCGUAUGGAAGGCUAGAACAUGAUUAUAACGUUUCCAUGGUUGAACUAAAAAAAUACAACGAGGCUUUAGCCACAUGGGUUGAAGAAAAUGCGCCGCACCAUUGGGCCAUGUCAAAAUUCCCAAAAUAA
Vitis vinifera (wine grape) is the source of this 1572-nucleotide messenger RNA. RefSeq lists its product as uncharacterized. The coding region runs from base 1 to 1572 and encodes 523 amino acids. The record is from RefSeq and is a predicted model, not a curated record. Lineage: Eukaryota; Viridiplantae; Streptophyta; Magnoliopsida; Vitales; Vitaceae. The transcript has 2 exons.